AUGUCCGACCUAAAAGCAGAUGUUCUGGAUGACUACAAUCCCUUCGGCGAUCCUUUAGCCUCGACAAAUGUUUCCUCAGUAUAUCAACCGGCAGUGCUUCCGCCCUCAGACAGCGGCCCACCGCCUGCCUAUCCUAAUGAUACUGGUCUUAAGGAUGGGACGAUGCAAGACUCAGAAAGCACCCUUCUACCCUCCACACUGCCAGCAUUGACAGUUGCUGACCUACAGCGCAGACAGGCUGAGCUCGAUCAACGCGCUGCUCAGUUGGAUCUUCGCGAGAAGCAGGCUCAGCAACAGGAGGCCUGGCGUAUGGAGCACGGCUACGCAACCGCCGAUAUUCCUAACUGGCCUCCACUACCUCGAUGGUGCUGCUUCAAGCCGUGCAUCCGAGUCGACUUCAAUUCGGAUAUUCCCUCUCACACUCGUUGGAUGGCUGUGUACGGGCACUACUUCUGGCUGGCUUACUCCUGCCUCCUUUUACUCAACGUCUUCGGCACUCUAAGCUAUCUUGUUGUCUCUAAAACACUCGAGGAAUCCGGCGCUCUCUUCGGUGUAUCCAUUGUAGUCUUCUUACUUCUUACGCCCGCAAGCUGCUUCUGCUGGAAUCGACCACUUUACAAGGCUCUCAGGAAGAACAGUUCAAUGCAAUUCUGCCUCUUCUUUCCCUUCUUCGGAGCACAGAUUCUGAUCAUCUUCAUUCAACUGCUGGGGAUUGACUAUCUGGGUGCUUGUGGUUGGAUAAACUCUCUGAAGGUCUUUGCAUCGACACCUGCUGUGGGAGCUUUUAUGCUCGUAUUGGCAGCUCUCUUUACCAUCGCUGGCGCGGCCGCUGUCUACCUUAUCUCCCGGGUGCAUAUGUACUACCGCAGCUCUGGAGCUAGCGUGCAGCAUGCAAAACAGGAGUUGGUGCAGGACAUGGCCUCUGGUGGUUUCACCGCCAUCUCAUAA
This is a messenger RNA of Echinococcus granulosus, 948 nucleotides long. Its product is annotated as Secretory carrier-associated membrane protein. The transcript has 6 exons. Gene Ontology annotation, biological process: protein transport. Bases 1 to 948 code for a protein of 315 amino acids. The record is from RefSeq and is a predicted model, not a curated record. NCBI's taxonomy places the organism in Eukaryota, Metazoa, Platyhelminthes, Cestoda, Cyclophyllidea, Taeniidae. Gene Ontology annotation, cellular component: recycling endosome membrane; trans-Golgi network membrane.